GGGACUAUUUCUCAGGAGCACCACUUCCGGCCUGAGAAGGAAGUCUCCUCCUUUUUCUCCCAAACCGCUUCUUCCCCCCUACCCCCCGCCACGCGAGGCAGCGGCGCACGGUAUGGGUGUGUUUGUGUGUAUUUGUGUGGGGAGGGCGUUUGGAGGGGAGGUUACCGGGAGCUCCGAGGCCGCUGGGGGACAGGGAUCCCGGUGACAAAGAUGGGGAUAUUUCCUCUGUCUUCCACUUGGAAACCUCAACCCCCGCUUCAGGCCCCCUAGAUACUUCCUGGGGCCCAACCGAAGGCCAUAGCCAUCCAAAGCGUUCCCAUCCUUUCUGGGGAGUGAAACUUACCCCCGGGGUUCGUCCCAGAGGAGCGUGAGGGGGGAAUGCCCGGGUCAACCGGGCUGUCCGAAUUCCGCGCCGGCUCAGUCUCCGGCCUCAGUCCGCGAGAGAGAUCUGCCUGUCGAUCUGGGCUGGGGGAAAGGCGGCAGUGGCCUGGGCCACAGGUGAGGGCAGAUUAACCAGUGGGAAGGCUGCGUUUUCACGAAGGACUCGGGUGAAGCUGCAGAGCUGCCUUUGAGCCCUGACUCCUUGGCUUCCUGGGUCGGAGGAGAUCUUGUAAUGGAGUGGUUCUUCGUCUCACUAACAAGAUGCCUGAUUUCCUCAGGAUCAAGGGAUUGAAGAAUGUCCCGGAUUCCACUGGGGAAAGUUCUCCUGAGGAAUGUCAUCCGGCACACAGAUGCUCACAAUAAGAUUCAGGAGGAAUCAGAUAUGUGGAAAAUAAGAGAACUGGAAAAACAGAUGGAAGAUGCUUACCGGGGGACCAAAAGGAAAAUGCUACCCAGCAGUUCAAGCCGGAUGCGCAGUGAUGGUUUUGAUGAAGAAAGUCAAAGAGACUAUUGGAGGCCAAAGAAUGAAAUUUCUGGGACACUGGAAGAUGAUUUUCUUAAGGCAAAAUCCUGGAACAAGAAGUUAUAUGAUUAUGAAGCUAACAUGCCAGACAGAUGGGGUCACAGUGGUUAUAAAGAGUUAUACCCUGAAGAAUUUGAAACAGACAGUGAUCAGCAAGAUAUUACCAAUGGGAAAAAAACAUCUCCCCAGGUAAAGUCAUCUACCCAUGAAUCCCACAAACACAAGAAGUCAAAGAAAUCCCACAAAAAAAAGCAGAAAAAAAGGUCACACAAAAAACAGAAGAAAAGCAAAAAGGAAGCCACAGAUAUAACAGCAGAUUCCUCGAGUGAGUUCUCAGAAGAAACGGGGGCUUCUGGUACAAGGAAAAGGAAACAACCACAUAAGCGCAAGAAAAAAUCCAGGAAAAAGUCUCUCAAAAAACCUGCUUUAUUCUUAGAGGCAGAAGGUAACACUUCACAUUCAGAUGAUUCAGCAUCCAGCAGUUCUGAGGAAAGUGAGGAAAGAGACACUAAGAAAACCAAAAGGAAAAAGAGAGAGAAAAAAGUCCAUACGCCUGUAGCCAACAGUGAAAUACAGGAGAGGACAAACAAACGCACAAAUUGGAAAGUAGCUACAGAUGAAAGGUCUGCUGAGAGUUCAGAGGAUGACUAAAUGGGAAACACUUUUGUUUUCCACAUGACUGUGGAUAUUUACAGUUCUUACUUCUUGUGGUUUUGCCAGUGACUCUUGUUCAGCACAGGGCGAGGUCAGAGCUGUCUUGUGCCAUCCUUAUGUUCUGACAGACUUCUUGUCUUCUAUUUUGGCGUUAAGCUUGAUCCCCUUUUCUUGUUAAAGGGGAAUCUGGUAUUUUGUUAUGAAGGUUUCUUGAAGAGAUUAUUUUUUUUUGCAUUAAUUACGUUUAAUGUAGAGUGCAUAUACAGCAAAUUAAAGGACCCAGAAAGCUGGAUCCAAUAGUGACCUGGGUACACCAAUCAGAAUAUUGAAUUUGGGGAAGUCAAGGGCUGGGAUCAAGAGGUGGAUUGGAACUAAUGCCGUGUAGGAUGGUAUGACAAGGCAACACUAUAUUGCUCUCUGUUUAUAUAGCAGGUGUCACAACUGACUUGUCUUUAGCCUUGGUGCUUUGAUCCUUCUGUAUUUUGACCCCACAAGUGUGGUCCAGUUUACUUAAUCAGGAAAUGGGCCGAAGAACAAACCUUUUCCCUUCAUGAUAACAUCCAUAGACAACUUACUAGAAGGGACUAGAGUUUUCACAAAUUUCCCUGCUGGACGGGGCAGAUAGCUAUACUUAGUAUACGCCUAAACAUGGUUAAUUGGAUAGUAAAUGGUUUUCUAGUUCCAUUGCUGUAUAUUUGCCUAAAUGGACUUGUGUUCAAAUUAUUUCUUCAGUUGUCAUAGAUAACCCUCUACCAAAUGGGGAAGAAUUAGGAAAUAAUCAUGUUGUCUAAUGGUACUCUGGAUUCAGGGCAGCAACUGCCAUUUAAAUGUUGUCUUGUUUAUUUCUAAAUCUGUUAAUGAAGUUUAGGUUUUCCCUGAAACUAAGUUGAAUUAUUUUCCAAAACGAAAUAGGCUUCUCAGGGACAUAUCCAAUUCUUCCCAGUCUGCCUUUGGAUUAAAGCACCAAGCAGAGACCACAUUAUUUCCCUUCGCUAUACUGUGAUCCUUAGUAUGUUCAAUUCUUAAGAAACCAAAAUACCACUGAAAGAAGGCUGGCAGAACACAGGUGAAUUUUUUCACUAUGGGAAGAAAGAUCAAGUGACAUAUUGUUAUUUUUUCAUGGUUGUCACUUAAUGGGCUGAGUAAAAAGCUUGAAAACUCACUUUUGGUCUUGGUUCUGCCACUCAUUGGUUAUGAGGAGGCCCAGAGCAGGUAAGUUCACCUUCCUGGCCUUACUUUCCUGAUGUGUAAUACAGAAUUACUUCAUGGUAGCAUGACAGUAUAAGACACCAGCAGUAGAUACAACUAUGAUGACAUUCCAUGAGUUGGUAUUUUUAGUUCUAACUGCUAAAUUUGUUCUCUUUACGGGACAGAUUUCUAAUAAAGUGCUUGGUCCUGAAAUACAUGGUUGGACAGAGGUGCCCUAUCCCUUAACUAUGAGCAGGUGCUACCUUUUGGGAUAUUUAUUUGAAAUUUUAAUACUUUGGUACUCAAUUGUCAAUGUUCCAUGGUGUGUAUUUUUAUUUUGGGGAUUAGUGGGGGCCUAAAGGGAGAGGAAUAGUCUCUUAAUUACUACCUCUUAACCUAAAGCAAUUAUUUUGUUCCUGGAGCAAGUUAAAUCUUUGUUGGAAGGAGCUUUGGCCAUAUAUUUUUUAGCAUGCGUUGUUUUUGUGCCCUGAAAGUACUGGUUUAAGCACAGACUCAGGAAAAUGGGCCAGUAUAACAGGCCAUCUCCAGGAAAUUAGCUCUAUUUGGGUCCUGACCUUCUCUUCCUGCCAAGCUAGCAGGCUUGCUCUUUCCCAAGGAAUACACAUCUUGCUUUUUUUUUUUUUUUUUUUUUUUUUGCCAUGUUUACCUUUUCUUGGUCGUGUAUAAGCAAUAAAGCUGUUUUUUGUUCUUCACCUUUCUUAACCCCAAAUUUUCUUCUAUGCCUUAGGCUUUGAUGGUUCUUCCAACCCCCUUAAUAUGGCUUAGGGUGGUUUUGCAAAAACCUAUAAUCCCCCAUUUGCACUACUGGCCAUGGAACAUUUAUUUCUAGUGUUCCUGCCAAUCAGAGAUCUCUAUAUUAAAUUCUAAAAUGGGAUUAAAAGAAGAGUUGGAGAAUUCACACUUAUUGAGUAACUGACAUGGUAACAACCUGGAAUUUCUGAAUUCCAAAUAAAUAAAUUUCACUCUUUGAA
This is a messenger RNA of Macaca mulatta (Rhesus monkey), 3738 nucleotides long. RefSeq names its product NKAP domain containing 1 (gene NKAPD1). NCBI's taxonomy places the organism in Eukaryota, Metazoa, Chordata, Mammalia, Primates, Cercopithecidae. The record is from RefSeq and is a predicted model, not a curated record.